AGAAAUUAAGAAAAAAAUCUCCUUAGAAAUUUGAAGUCAUUGACAUUCAGCCAACCUAACUCAGUCAAGAGUCAUCCCUGAUAAUGACCUUGGCUCCUAUCUUUCACCAUACACCUGUUUUUAUUUUCACACCUGAACUCUGUUCCAACAAUGGAGAAAACAAUUUAUGCAAGCAUCUCUAUAUAUAAGAACUUCUCCAUCUAUUACCGCUACUUAUUUUAUUAUUCUUCAUCUUGAUUUGAUGAUUUGAUCACCUUCGAUCAUGAUCAUAAAACACAUAAUUAAAUCAUUUCUUGUUCUUUACGUUAUCACUAUGCACAUAAAACCAGGUCUUGGAGAUUCUCUUGUUCGGUGCAGAGCGAGCGAGAGGCGAGCGCUUCUCGAGAUUAAGGAGAAUCUUCUAGACGAGUACGGCCGUCUCUCUUCUUGGCGGAGUGAAGAAGAAGAUUGCUGCAAAUGGAGAGGUGUACGGUGCAGCAACCAAACAGGUCAUAUUACUUUGCUUGAUCUUCACGCUACCGAUGAUAAUAAGCUUUUGAGAGGUAAGCUUAGCCUCUCGUUGCUUGAAUUACGACACCUUAAUUAUUUAGAUUUGAGUCGUAAUGAUUUUUUGGGAACUACAAUCCCUGAAUUUAAUGGUUUGCUGUCCGAAUUGCAAUAUCUGAAUAUCUCAAAUGCUGGAUUCUCCGGAACCCUAGCUUUUCAGCUAAGGAACUUGUCGAAUUUGCAGUUUCUUGAUCUCAGUGAUAAUCAGUUAAAAGGCUCCAUUUCAUAUGGAUUAUUACAGGCAAAUAUACCUCUUGUGCAUCUUAAUCUCUCAAAUAAUCAGUUGGAAAGUGAAAGUUUAGGUUUUAUAGGGAGUUUCUGUGGCUUGCAUACACUAGACCUGUCUGCCAACAAUAUCAGCGGAUCUCUUCCCGAGUUUUUCGAACAUUUGUCUAGGUGCGCGAAGAACUCGCUGGAGAUUCUGAGAUUAGAUAUGAAUAAAUUUUAUGGUUUGUUACCUGAUUUCACUACCUUUUCUUCCUUGAAAGAACUGGUUGUCUAUGAUAAUCAACUGACCGGUUCUUUUCCGAAGAGAUUCGGUCAGCUUUCUCAUCUUGUAGAGUUGGAUGUAGGUUACAAUCAUUUGGAAGGGUCAUUGCCUGAUUUUUCAAUGCUUCCAUCAUUGAAGAAAUUAAGUGUUGUUCAUAAUAAAUUAAAUGGGACUAUUACUGAAAGUAUUGGAAACUUGUCUAACCUUGAGAUUUUGUGGGUUUCUCAUAAUCAUUUCCAAGGUGUGGUUACUGAGGCUCAUUUUUUGAAACUCUCCCGGUUGAAGCAAAUAUAUUUGAAUUACAACCCUCUGGCUCUGAAAUUCAAAUCUGAUUGGGUUCCUCCUUUCAAGUUGGAUAUAAUAGGUCUCAGGUCUAUCAAUUUGGGGCCUCGUUUCCCCGGGUGGUUAAGAACUCAGAGUAACUAUAUGGUGCUUGAUAUAGCAAACGGUGGAAUUUCAGAUUCUGUUCCUCAGUGGUUUUGGAACCUGUCGCGCACAAUAUUUUAUCUGAAUAUCUCUAACAACCUGUUGAGUGGCGUAGUUCCGGACUUGUCGUUGAAAUUUGUUGCUAGUCCAGGUAUGGAUUUAAGUUCAAACCUGUUUGAAGGCUCUUUGCCGUUACUUCCUUCCAAUGCUUCUUCUUUGAAUCUUUCCAAGAAUAAAUUUGUGGGCUCUAUUUCAUCUGUUUGUAAAGUAAUAGGUAGGGAGUUAAAUUUCCUUGACCUUUCAGAUAACUUGUUAACCGGAGAAGUUCCUGAUGAUUGUUUCAGGAAUGGGCAUCAGCUACUUAUCUUGAACUUAGCUGCCAAUAACUUGUCAGGAAAAAUCCCAGCCUCGGUGGGAUCUUUAUCCGUGCUUCAAUCAUUUGUGUUACAAAAUAAUAGUUUUUCCGGAGGAAUACCAUCAUCGUUAAAGAAUUGCAGUUGGUUGAGAUUUUUGGAUCUUGGUUAUAAUAGAUUAUCUGGUGGAAUACCUUUAUGGAUUGGAGAAAGGCAGGUUUUACUGGUGUUUCUGAGUUUACAAUCUAAUGAAUUCAAUGGAAGCAUACCGGUUCAGCUGUGUUGGCUACAAAAUAUUCAUCUGUUAGACCUCUCUGUUAACAAUAUUUCAGGAACAAUACCACACUGUUUCAAGAAUUUCACUGCUAUGACUAGAGAAAACUUGGUAAACAAUAACCUUUACAAUCACAAUUUUUCGUCAUCUACCGGCGAAGGUAUUUUUUUUGGAGGAAUAUAUGUCGAUAAGGCGCUAAUUGGAUGGAAAGGAACAGCAUAUGAGUAUCAGAAGAAUCUUCAGCUGUUAAGGAUCAUCAAUCUCGCCGGAAACAAACUAUCCGGAGAAAUUCCACAGGAAAUAACAAGUCUUACAGGACUAGUUGGAUUGAACUUGUCAAGAAAUGGUUUAACCGGGAUGAUUCCUGAAGAUAUUGGCGAAUUGAACUACUUGCAAUGGUUUGAUCUAUCAAGAAAUGGUUUAUCAGGUGAAAUUCCUGUCAGCAUGGCUAAGCAGACUUUUCUAGGAUACAUAGACAUUGCGCACAAUAAUUUGUCAGGGAGAAUUCCGAGAAGCACGCAACUUCAAAGCUUUAAUGCUUCUGUUUUUGCCGGUAAUGUAGAACUCUGUGGGCUACCAGUGACUCGAAAAUGUCCUGAAGAUGACAAGACUUUUCAAGACAGACCAGCCAACGAUGACUCCCAAAACAAGGAUGAAGACGACGACGAUGAAUUCUGGAAAUGGUUUUAUUGGGGUUUGGCAUCUGGUUGGAGUGUAGGAUUUGGGGGAGUUGUAGGCAUUUUGGCGAUGCUACCUUCGUGGAGACAUUCCUCUGUCCAGUUCGCGGAAAGAGCAAGGGACUGGUUCUACGUCAAGGUAAGAAUUAAGGCCAGAGUACAUCCUAGAAUCUAGGAACCGUGAUUGAUAUUCCUUCUCUAGUUUAACUCUAGUUCUAGUUGGUCUCUCUGUCUGUAUUUAUGCUGACAGUCUCUGUAUCAUUUAAUUAGAAGUCUAAAUUCAGUUCUCUCAGAAGGAAGUCUUUGAUGUAAGGCAAUUGAAUCAGGCUAUAAAACUCUUCGUAAAAUCUCAUUAAAUGC
Molecule: messenger RNA, 3126 nt
Organism: Mercurialis annua (annual mercury)
Lineage: Eukaryota; Viridiplantae; Streptophyta; Magnoliopsida; Malpighiales; Euphorbiaceae
Product: receptor-like protein EIX2
Exons: 1
Coding region: 263-2941 (892 amino acids)
Molecular function (GO): protein binding
Source: RefSeq, a predicted model, not a curated record